AUGUGCAGUGAGGAGGAGAUGGUGUCUCCUUACUGGUGCAGAAGUGGCCCCGGGGCAGUCCUGUGGCCUGACUCCCACCUCCCCCACACACGUAGAGCUGGUGUGGGGCAGAGGCAGCAGCAGCCCCAGCUGGAUGCCCCGCAGCCACUGCUGCUGCUGCGUCUCAUCGUGACACAGUGCCAGGCCGUGGUGCCCACAGUCACCACUGGCUCUCAGUGUGUGGAUCUAAUGCAUUUACUCAGCUUCCGCCCCCCUCCUCGUCGUAACCCGGUGUCACCCAUCCGCGCACCACCGUUAAUUGUGGAUCAGGGCAGAAGAAGAGGAGACGGGGGCGGGAAGAGGGUGAAGGGGCCCAGACAGAGGCCAAGACACAAGAGCACUCCACUCAGCAUCACUCCAAAGAGAAAUGAAGGGGACAAGUUAUCAUGUGACACCAUCUCCACCGGGCGUAAGUUUGGACUCAGAAACCUGCUGCACACAUGGAUCUGGAUGCUCAGGUCGUGA
Messenger RNA from Knipowitschia caucasica, 504 nucleotides. The record is from the annotation of a GenBank genome assembly. Lineage: Eukaryota; Metazoa; Chordata; Actinopteri; Gobiiformes; Gobiidae.